This is a messenger RNA of Calypte anna (Anna's hummingbird), 4691 nucleotides long. It is a transcript of the gene SEC31A, whose product is annotated as SEC31 homolog A, COPII coat complex component. The coding region runs from base 422 to 4159 and encodes 1245 amino acids. The record is from RefSeq and is a predicted model, not a curated record. Gene Ontology annotation, cellular component: endoplasmic reticulum exit site; COPII vesicle coat. Lineage: Eukaryota; Metazoa; Chordata; Aves; Apodiformes; Trochilidae. Gene Ontology annotation, biological process: endoplasmic reticulum organization; endoplasmic reticulum to Golgi vesicle-mediated transport; intracellular protein transport. The transcript is spliced from 29 exons. Gene Ontology annotation, molecular function: protein binding; structural molecule activity.
GCGGCGGGGUGGAUGGUGGCGUCUGAGACGCUGUGGUGCGGGGCCGAAAGAUGCCCUGUGUGGCCACUGUUUACGGGUGCUCAGCCUUGAUGAGGCAGGAGCUGGAGUCCUAUUAUGGGGCCGGGGCAGCGCCCGCUCCUGGUGCAGCGUUUGUCUACUGAGGGACUGCGGAAUCUGGAGGCGGCAGCGGAGCUAUGCUCCGGCUGCUGUCACAGGGCUGAUCACUGUUGUCCAGAGAAACCCGGGGGAGACCCCGGCGAGAGAGACCACUGCAUCCGCCCAUCCUCGCACUCUCUGCCUUGCCGCGUAGAGGGGGAGUUCCGCUCUCCCUGCCCGGAAGCCGCGGGGCGCGCCCGGAAACUGGCGGCGGGCGAGAGGCGGAGCUGCGGCUGCCACGUUGGAGAGCGCUGGAAACAGUGAUAUGAAGCUGAAGGAAGUAAAUCGUACUGCUAUGCAGGCAUGGAGCCCUGCCCAGCAGCACCCUAUUUACCUGGCCACAGGUACAUCAGCUCAACAGCUGGAUGCAACCUUCAGUACAAGUGCUUCUCUAGAAAUAUUCAAGUUGGACUUAUCAGACCCUUCACUGGAUAUGAAGUCCUGUGCCACCUUCUCCUCCUCUCACAGAUACCACAAGCUGAUCUGGGGACCACACAACAUGACCUCAGGUGAGAGAGCCUCUGGAGUCCUGAUUGCUGGUGGUGAAAAUGGAAAUGUCAUUCUGUACGACCCAGCCAAAAUCAUAGCUGGAGACACCGAAGUAAUAAUUGCCCAGAAAGACAAGCACACAGGACCAGUAAGGGCCCUCGAUAUCAACGUGUUUCAGACUAAUCUGGUGGCCUCUGGUGCUAAUGAGUCUGAAAUCUAUAUCUGGGACUUGAACAGUUUUGCUACACCGAUGACACCAGGAGUGAAGACACAGCCUCUUGAGGACAUCAGCUGCAUUGCAUGGAACAGGCAAGUACCACACAUCCUGGCAUCUGCCAGCCCUAGUGGACGAGCUACUGUAUGGGAUCUCAGGAAGAAUGAACCCAUCAUCAAAGUCAGUGAUCACAAUAACCGGAUGCACUGCUCAGGCCUGGCUUGGCACCCUGAUGUUGCUACCCAGAUGGUUUUGGCCUCAGAGGAUGACAGGUUACCUGUGAUUCAGAUGUGGGAUCUAAGGUUUGCUUCCUCACCGCUUCGUGUUAUAGAAAGCCAUACAAGGGGUAUAUUGGCCAUUGCUUGGAGUACUGCAGAUUCAGAGCUGCUGCUUAGCUGUGGGAAGGAUGCUAAGAUUCUCUGCUCCAACCCUAACACAGGCGAGGUGCUGUACGAGUUGCCCACAAAAACACAGUGGUGCUUUGAUAUCCAGUGGUGUCCUAGGAACCCUGCGGUUUUGUCUGCAGCUUCAUUUGAUGGGCAGAUCAGCAUUUACUCCAUCAUGGGAAGCAGCACAGAUGGCUUGAGGCAAAAGCAAGUUGACCAGUUUUCAUCACCUUUUGGGAACCUCGAUCCAUUUGGUGCAGGACAGCCACUCCCACCCUUGCAGCUUCCUCAGCAGACCACCCCACAGAGUCUUGUUUUACCCCUAAAGAAACCACCAAAAUGGAUCCAGCGACCUGUGGGAGCGUCGUUUGCGUUUGGAGGGAAGCUGGUUACGUUUGAGAAUGCCAAGUCCCAGCAGCAACCAGGCGUUGAGCAGCUGCAGCAUCACCAUGUCUUCGUGAGCCAGGUUGUUACAGAGAAAGAGUUCCUGGCCCGCUCGAGUCAGCUGCAGGAGGCUUUGCAGUCUGAAAGCUUUGUCAGCUACUGCCAGAAGAAAAUCGACACUGCCUCGGCUGACUUUGAGAGAAAUGUGUGGGCCUUCUUAAAGGUGAACUUCGAAGAAGAUUCACGUGUUAAAUACCUUGGGCUCUUGGGAUAUAAGAAGGAUGAUCUGAGGAAGAAGAUUACAUCCACUAUGAAUAAUGAGGGUCUUGUGGAUGCUGACUUGAAAGAGACUUUUUCAGAAUCUGAUGAAUCUGUGCCAGACAAGGGAGAUGAAGGCCAUACUAUGGAGAAGCAGUUCUUGGAAGAGGGGAUGAAUGACUGCAAACAAGAAACUGGAGAUUUGAGAUCUGCAAAGAAGACAUUUAACAUCUCUGUCAUUGGAGAUGUGGACGGUUUGAUUACCCAGGCUCUGCUGAUGGGUGACUUUGAGAGUGCAGUAGAUCUCUGCUUGCACAAUAACCGCAUGGCUGACGCCAUUAUCUUGGCCAUUGCAGGCGGACAAGAGCUGCUGUCUAGGACACAAGAAAAGUACUUUGCUAGGAUGCAGAGCAAAAUUACCAGGCUCAUCACUGCAGUGGUAACAAAGAACUGGAAAGAGAUUGUACAGUCUUGUGAUCUGCAGAACUGGAGAGAGGCUUUGGCUGCUGUGCUUACUUAUGCCAAGCCAGAUGAGUUUGCAGCCCUUUGUGAUCUCCUUGGUAACAGACUGGAGAGUGAGGGGGACAGCCUUCUGCAGACACAGGCCUGUCUCUGUUACAUUUGUGCCAGCAAUGUGGAGAAGCUCAUUGCUUGUUGGACCAAAGCUCAGGAUGGAAACAGCCCCUUGUCCCUUCAGGAUUUAAUAGAGAAAAUCGUUAUCCUGCGCAAAGCUGUGCAGCUUACCCAGGCUAGUGACCCUAAUGCUGUUGGGGCCCUUUUGGCUGAGAAGAUGAGCCAGUAUGCCAACCUCCUGGCUUCCCAGGGCAGCAUUGCUGCAGCUUUGACCUUUCUUCCUGCAAACACCAACCAGUCAAACAUCAUCCUAUUACGGGACAGGCUUUUCAGAGCCCAGGGGGAGCUUCCGGUGGGACAGGAGUCCUUCAAGUUUGAAAGACAGCCCAUCCCCAAAGGACAAGCUGCUCCUGUGGCUGGACAGAUGCAAAGGCCACAGGCUCCAGCCCAGCAGUAUUACCAACAGGUUACAAUUGCCCCUACUGUCACUACCUGGAGUAACAAAACUCCUACUGCCCUUUCCAGACAUCCUCCUGCACGCUGUCCCUCUGACACACAGGGAGACAGCCCACCUCCUCCAGGGUUUGUCAGGCCAGCUGUUGCUAACCCCUCUGUGCAACCCCCAGCAAGCCACAUCUACUCACAAGCAGGGACCCGACCAGGAUACCCACAGACAUAUCAGGCUACACAGCACUCUUGUGGAACAGGGGGACCAGCUCUCUAUCAGCCUCAGCAGCCUAUCACUGUCCCUGCUUCAGCCUCUUACCUGAACACUACCUCUCCCUACCUGCCCUCCGCCCCUGUUCACUCUGUGCCCUCCGCAGUGUACAAUGGGCAGGCUCAACCCUCUCCUGCGAGUCCCAACUCUCCCUUCCCUUUUCCUCCUCCUGGUUCAUCCUUUCAGCAUGGCAGGCCAGGACCUCCAGCAACUUCUGUGGCUUAUGCAUUACCUACUGGACCAACAGGUACUCUGCCUGCAACUGGUGACGUUCCUGCAUCCCAGAGAACAGGGCCUCAGAACGGCUGGAAUGACCCUCCUGUCCUAAACAGAGCUGCCAAAAAGAAGGUCCCUGAUAACUUUCUACCCCCGGUUCCCAUCACCUCCCCCAUUAUGAACCCACUGGUGGAUCCACAGUCUCAGGCGGCUCUGGCACCCCCCACAGGUGCACCCAUCUUCAAGACUCCACAUGUUCCUGCAGGGCAGCCAGUGCUGCAGGGUGGCUGCUCACCUGCUCCCCAGUCUCUGGGACCAUGCAUAAUGCCACCUGCUGUUGCCAAACCCAGCACAGAAGAGGCCCCGGGGGCCCCAGUCGGAAAUGCCAUCCAGCUUGUACAGGCACUGCCAACAGAGAAGAUUACCAAGAAGCCCAUCCCUGAGGAGCAUCUUAUUCUGAAGACUGCAUUUGAAGCUCUAAUCCAAAGGUGCCUGCUGUCUGCCUCUGAUCCGCAAACCAAGAGGAAACUAGAUGAUGCAAAUAAGCGGCUGGAGUUUCUGUAUGACAAACUUAGGGAACAGACACUCUCUCCAACUAUCAUUAGCGGUUUGCACAACAUUGUGAAGAGCAUUGAAACCCGUGACUACCAGGAAGGACUGAACAUCCACACACACAUAGUCAGCACUAGCAACUUCAGCGAGACCUCUGCUUUCAUGCCUGUCCUGAAAGUUGUCCUCACCCAGGCCAAUAAGCUGUGUGUCUGAAGUAACUCUGCAUUUGCAUACUCUCAAGGGUUGCCUUUUGAAAGAAGUUAUUUCUUCAGCAAACAUGGAGGAAAUAUGGACCAAACGCUAGUCCUUAUGGCAUGUCACAGUAGAUAAAUGGCAUUACACUCUCCCUGAUAAAAUACUUUGUUCCAGGAGGGCCAUGAAGCCCUGGUGCUUUACUUUUUUAUUUUAUUCCUUUUCCCAUCACUAAUAAGUCUUGUCUGCAAACAGUAUAUAUGGAUGAUGCCACAUAUUGUCAAUUUUUAGAUGCAUGUUAUACUGCUUAACAGGGGCUUUUAAUAACAGAUACAUACUAAAACAAGGUAAGUUGUGUAUCAGAUCCUAAAACCACCCCACUCUUCCUUAUCCAUCAGAUUAAAGAGUCUGAUCACAUUAUAAGUGUAUUUAGUCUCUCAUUUUAUGAAGCUGAUUGCAGUUCUGUUACUACAUUCUUCAUGGUAAAUAGCUUACUUUUGAACUAGGGCAAAUGAGCAAAAUAAAGGCUAUUGUGAUUUUCAAUAAAUGCUAA